UUCCAUAAGGAUGAAUCGUGCCAACUGACAGCUUUUGUCUGACAGAUGAAUAAAAUCAAAAUAAAUAAAUAUCAAAUGAUUAGUUUAUUUUCUUUUCUUAUUGUUUAUUAAAAAUAUUUAACAUAAAACUAAUCAAGAUGCUAAAAGUAUUACGUUAUAAUCCUGUAUCUACAUGUAACAUUUUCGUUCCCAUCAGUCAUCAAAAACGAACAUUCUGGGAAUAUGUGAAUAUGAUGUUUAACAAACCAGACCCUGACAGAAUUAAAAACCUUGGCCCAGACCGUGCCUGUGCUGAAUGGGUGUUGCGAAAUGGUGGCAAAAUCGUAUGGGCUAACGGCACUACACUGGCCGAUUACAAUUUGCUGCCUUCAGAAGAUCGACCAGUCCCCAAAGUUGUAGAAAUUGAUGGCACUGAUUCUUCCAUAUCACAUUAUGGUUUUCCUCAUUUAAAGGGUCUUACAAUGCUAAAGAAAAUCAUUCUGCACAAUGAUAACUAUAUAGAUGACAGAGCACUACAAGGCUUGUCUUAUGGAAAAGAGUCCUUAGCUUAUGUCCAAGUGUCCAAAUGCUGCAAUGUUACCGACAAUGGGCUCAAGGAGAUUAAAGUUUUAGAUAAACUAGAGACUUUGGUAGUUUUUGAAUUAUCAAGUGUUUCUAAUAUUGACGACUGCAUAAAAUACCUCCAGAAUCAUUUACCCAAAUGUAAAAUAGAAGGCAAAACUGAAACAUAGUUUUUUUGGAUUGAAAGAAACUGGCAUCUCACAAAAAUGUUAUUUAUGAAAUAUUAUUAUUAGAAUAAGUGUAUUUUGUUGAUUUCUAUUAUGUAAAUGAAAUCAAAUGUUGCAUAUUUA
This is a messenger RNA of Manduca sexta (tobacco hornworm), 851 nucleotides long. Its product is annotated as ATP synthase subunit s, mitochondrial. Bases 138 to 731 code for a protein of 197 amino acids. NCBI's taxonomy places the organism in Eukaryota, Metazoa, Arthropoda, Insecta, Lepidoptera, Sphingidae. The transcript is spliced from 3 exons. The record is from RefSeq and is a predicted model, not a curated record.